Messenger RNA from Amaranthus tricolor (Joseph's coat), 2106 nucleotides. RefSeq names its product galactan beta-1,4-galactosyltransferase GALS1. The record is from RefSeq and is a predicted model, not a curated record. NCBI's taxonomy places the organism in Eukaryota, Viridiplantae, Streptophyta, Magnoliopsida, Caryophyllales, Amaranthaceae. Bases 137 to 1651 code for a protein of 504 amino acids. The transcript has 2 exons.
UCAAAGUGUUACUCCAAAACACGUAACAUACAAGAAGCUCGGCUAAGCUAUUUACUCCAAAACAAGGCAUCCCCCUUCACCAUAAAACCUCACUUGUCUCACUCUCUCAGAUCUUAUCACUAAACCCACUCAAAAUAUGAAGAAAGAGGCAGGAUUACCGGUUACCGGCGGAGUGAUCGGAAAUCCUGUCGGAAAAUUCUUUCUAUGUUUCGAAACCAAACCAUUUCUAGCCACACUUCUAACACUCACUCUAGUCAUGCUUGUAUGGAACCUUCAACCUUACUACGACCACCUCCUUUCUCUCUCUUCUUCCUGCCAUUGUUCUACUUCUUUGACAACCUCAAAUCAUCUUCUCAACACAACACUUCCCGCAAAACCAACCGCCUUACUUUCUCUCUCUACAAUCCAACCCGACCCGCGGAAGCUCCCACCUAAAGACCCAAACAAACGCGAGUUCAAACCAUACGGAAAUGCCGCCGCACUUUUCGUUAAAAUGGGUGCUUACCGUGGUGGGCCAGCUACAUUCUCCGUCGUGGGCUUAGCGUCAAAGCCUAUUCAUGUAUACGGUAACCCAUGGUAUAAAUGUGAGUGGGUCCCACAUAACACUUCGCAACCUCCAGUUCGUGCUAAAGCGUAUAAAAUUCUUCCAGAUUGGGGUUAUGGAAGAGUUUACACUGUUGUUGUAGUAAAUUGUACUUUUCCGAUGAACCCUAAUUUGGAUAAUUCUGGUGGGAAGCUUGUAUUAUACGCUUAUUAUUCCCUUUCUCCUAAAUACUUUGAGAAAUUCACUGCGCUUGAAGAAUCUCCAGGGUCUUACAACGGCGCCGUUUUUAAUUCUCCGCCGAAGUAUGAUUACCUUUAUUGUGGGUCGUCCCUUUAUGGAAAUUUGAGUGCAUCGAGAAUAAGAGAGUGGAUGGCGUAUCAUGCGUGGUUUUUCGGAGAGAAGUCCCAUUUUGUGUUUCAUGAUGCAGGGGGUGUUUCGGAGGAAGUUAGGAAAGUUCUAGAACCUUGGGUUAAAAUAGGGAGAGUGACGAUUCAGGACAUUAGAGAACAAGAGAAGUUUGAUGGGUAUUACUAUAAUCAGUUUUUGAUUGUGAAUGAUUGUUUACAUAGAUAUAAAUUUGAUGCAAAUUGGACCUUCUUUUUUGAUGUUGAUGAGUAUAUUUAUAUACCUCAAGGAAGGGAUGGGUUGAAGAAUGUUAUGAAGGAAUUUGAAGGUUUUACCCAAUUUACUAUUGAGCAAAAUGCUAUGAGUAGUGUUCUUUGCUUGAAUGACUCUUCCCAAGACUAUUCCAGGCAAUGGGGCUUUGAGAAGCUACUAUUCAGGGACUGGAGGACCAAAAUCCGAAGAGAUAGAAAAUAUGCAAUCCAAGCCAGGAACGCAUUCGCCACUGGAGUUCACAUGUCCGAGAACAUCGUAGGGAAAACCUUACACCAUACAGAAAGUAAAAUCCGGUACUAUCACUACCACAACACCAUCCAAGUCCUAGAGGAGCCCUGUCGAGUAUUCCUCCCACCUUCGGCAAAGAAAAAGAUCACGGUCAAUGACAAACUCCCAUACGUAUACGACGACAAUAUGAAGAAACUCGUCAACACUAUCAAGCAAUUUGAGCGUGAAACCCUUGGAACUUACUUACAGCUUCCCUCAUAAUCAGGACAUUACCCAAGUCUAGCCAUUAUUUGUGGGGGGGGGGGGGGGGGGGGGGGGAGGGGCCACACGACUCCUGAGGACGAGGAUGGGUUAACGGCAAAAAAUUUAAAGCUGCUAAAUGUGACCCAUGCUAAUCGUGAUAUAUGGAGACAAAUGAAAGGGGGUUGAUUUGAUAUUGACUAUAGCUGAUUAUAAUUCAUGGUGAUGGUUUGGUGGUAAACAAGUUCAAGAUUUAUUUAUGAUUCGGGGGACCAUGCAUUUAGGCGUCCAUAUUAUUAGGUUUUACUGUAAAGAUAAGUUGUCUUUUUUAUCUUUUAUUUGUUCAUUCUUUUUGUGUUAAGUUAUAUAGUGGGUUAAUGUGUUGGUUGUACUAUUACUUCCUAUAGCAAAAGAAAGAUAAUAUUUUGUAAAAAAACGUUUUAUUGCUCUAUUUAUCGAAUAAUAAAACUAUUAUG